AUGGCAGAAGUAAGCCAUUCGCCCAUUCCAAAGAUGUUGUACAAUUUACGAUAUUUGGACCAAAGUAGACUAUGCAUUAGUACUACCACCGUUGACAGUCAAAUCAUGGACUGUGUUCAUGAUCGGAUAAACCAACCCAAUCCCCAACGUAGUUUAUUCAUCCUCUCCUCCUCCUUUGCGAUCGACUACAGCGGCUCUCCUCCACUUCUGUCACGACGGAAGGCGCCAUUAUCAGCACACAAGGACCCUUUUCAAGCCUCCACCAUUGCACUCUCUGAAAUGGGUUACAUAGGUGCGCAUGGAGUUGCGGGGUUGCAUAGACACAAGUACAGUGGUGUGGAUCAUUCCUACGUUGCUAAAUAUGUUCUGCAACCCUUUUGGACUCGUUUUGUUACUUUCUUCCCCCUUUGGGUCCCGCCCAAUGUGAUUACACUUACAGGAUUUGUGUUCAUGUUUACAUCUGCUUUCCUUGGAUAUAUUUACUCACCUCAGCUGGAUUCUCCUCCUCCAAGAUGGGUUCAUUUUGCACAUGGAUUACUUCUAUUCUUAUAUCAAACUUUUGAUGCUGUUGAUGGGAAGCAAGCAAGACGAACAAAUUCCUCUAGUCCACUUGGAGAGCUUUUUGAUCAUGGUUGUGAUGCCCUAGUGUGUGCGUUGGAAGCUAUUGCCUUUGGAAGUACAGCUAUGUGUGGAGGGAAUACGUUCUGGUUCUGGGUCAUAUCUGCGAUUCCUUUCUUUUUGGCAACAUGGGAAUAUUAUUUCACCAGUACGCUUAUUCUUCCUGUGAUAAAUGGACCAACAGAGGGCCUUAUGUUGAUCUAUUUAGUCCAUUUUUUCACAGCUUUUGUAGGUGCUGAGUGGUGGGCUCAACAAUUUGGGAAGUCAGUUUCUGUAUUUAGCUGGGUACCGUACAUAAGUGAGAUUCCGACCAAUGUAGCUGUGUUAUAUCUAAUGAUAGCUUUUGCUGUCGUGCCAACAAUAUACUCCAAUGUUGCCAAUGUUUAUAAGAUAGUUCAGGCAAGGAAAGGAAGCAUGCUACUUGCGUUGGCCAUGAUUUAUCCAUUUGCUGUUCUCUUGAGUGGAGUUCUUUUGUGGGAUUAUCUAUCUCCAAUUGAUUUGAUGUGGACAUAUCCUGUAUUCAUGGUAGUGGGAACUGGGCUUGCCUUUGGGUUUCUUGUGGGAAGGAUGAUUUUGGCCCACUUGUGUGAUGAACCAAAAGGCUUGAAAACUAGCAUGUGCAUGUCUUUAUUGUACCUGCCAUUUGCCAUUGCUAAUGCUCUCACCGCCAGACUCAAUGAUGGAACUCCUUUGGUUGAUGAGUUCUGGGUCGUCCUUGGUUACUGUGUAUUCACAAUAUCACUCUAUCUUCAUUUUGCAACUUCUGUUGUUCACGAAAUCACAACUGCCCUGGGGAUAUACUGUUUCCGUGAUGCCACUGUACUUCCCUCUCUUGUAUAG
Oldenlandia corymbosa var. corymbosa is the source of this 1458-nucleotide messenger RNA. The record is from the annotation of a GenBank genome assembly. NCBI's taxonomy places the organism in Eukaryota, Viridiplantae, Streptophyta, Magnoliopsida, Gentianales, Rubiaceae.